CCUGCCUGGAAACGGCCGGCCCGCCCCUCCCAGAGCGGCGCUGCUAGAGCGAAGACGACGCCUGCGCAGUGAGGCUGCGGGGGCGGGCGCCGUCUUCGGAGCCGCCCACCAGGCCGUCGGCGCGAUGGCGGAGGAGGUGAAAAGUCUGAUGAAGGCCACGGUCCUGAUGCGGCAGCCCGGGCGGGUGCAGGAAAUCGUGGGCGCCCUUCGCAGGGGCGGAGGAGACCGCCUGCAGGUGAUUUCUGAUUUUGACAUGACCUUGAGCAGAUUUGCUUACAAUGGACAGCGAUGCCCCUCUUCCCACAAUAUUCUGGAUAACAGCAAAAUCAUCAGUGAGGAUUGUCGCAAAGAGCUCGCGGCGCUCUUUCACCACUAUUAUCCCAUUGAGAUCGACCCACACCGGACCAUCAAAGAGAAGUUGCCUCAUAUGGUACAGUGGUGGUCCAAAGCCCACAAUCUCCUGUGCCAGCAGAGGAUACAGAAGUCCCAGAUAGCGCAGGUGGUUGGAGAGUCCACCGCGAUGCUCAGGGAGGGAUAUAAGACGUUCUUCGACACACUCUACCAUAACAACAUUCCUCUUUUCAUCUUUUCGGCGGGCAUUGGCGAUAUCCUGGAGGAAAUUAUCCGGCAGAUGAAAGUGUUCCACCCCAACAUCCACAUUGUGUCUAACUACAUGGAUUUCAAUGAGGAUGGUGUCCUGCAAGGCUUCAAGGGCCAGCUCAUCCACACCUUCAACAAGAACAGCUCCGUGUGUGAGAACUCCGGUUACUUCCAGAAGCUUCAGGACAAAACCAACAUCCUCCUGCUUGGAGACUCCAUGGGGGACCUCACUAUGGCUGAUGGAGUCCCUGGGGUGCAGAACAUUCUCAAGAUUGGCUUCCUAAAUGACAAGGUGGAGGAGCGGCGGGAGCGGUACAUGGAUUCCUACGACAUCGUGUUGGAGAAGGACGAGACGCUGGACGUGGUCAAUGGGCUGCUGCAGCACAUCCUGCUUCAGGGGGACUGCAUGGAGAUACAGGGCUCCUGAGCACUACGGCGCAGGCCAGGCCCUGCCGGCAGUGACGAGGAGGGAUGCCUGCCCACGAAGCCUCCUCUGUGAGCAGCGGCCAAGAGCUGCUGGGCCCUCCUCACCAGACUCCUUCCUUCCCCAUGCCUUUCCUUCCUCCUGCUAGGAAGAGGCUUGAGGGAGGCCCUGCCUGUGGGUGGGCAGCAAGCGUGCUCUGUGGCCCACAGCAUGUCAGCCUUCUGCGGACCAUCUAGCCCAAGGGCUCUUUCUAAGCAAGUUCUCAGAGCUGGGAAUACAGAUGGCUCAGCGGUGAAAGGCCUGCAUAGCAUGUGGCGGGCCCUGGGUCCCUCCCCAGCACUGUAAAAAAAGGAAAAGUAAAGCUGUACAUCAGACAGA
Peromyscus maniculatus bairdii (prairie deer mouse) is the source of this 1402-nucleotide messenger RNA. RefSeq names its product 5'-nucleotidase, cytosolic IIIB (gene Nt5c3b). The record is from RefSeq and is a predicted model, not a curated record. Lineage: Eukaryota; Metazoa; Chordata; Mammalia; Rodentia; Cricetidae. Gene Ontology annotation, molecular function: 5'-nucleotidase activity; magnesium ion binding. Gene Ontology annotation, cellular component: cytoplasm.